UGUCAUCACAGCAUGCUACAAGGGCUCUGACAAAUAGCCUGGGAGACACAUUAGAGGAAACACUGCUCAACUGACGGAGUCAGGAGUGAGACAAGCUAAGAUUAAGAAGUGGAGCGGGUAUGUGAUACUCUGCAGGAGUUAUCCGCGCUCUGGCAUCUUCACAGUGCAAGGCAAGCAGGACUCGCAACAACUACCUGUUGAGAUGGAAAAUACGACGCUCUCAAGCAACGUUAACGCCUCCACGACAGCAUUCUCACCAGACAAGAAUGUGGAACCCAGCGAAACAGUCAAGAUCUUCCUGGGAAUCAUCAUGUCUCUACUUGUUUUCUUAAUUGUCUUUGGAAACAUCCUUGUCAUCACUGCCAUUGCCCGCUACCAACGGCUGCAGAACGUGACCAACUGCUUCAUCACGUCCCUGGCCUCUGCUGACCUGGUUAUGGGUCUCAUUGUUGUUCCUUUUGGUGCCUGUAACAUCAUUUUCAACAAAUGGCACUUUGGUGGAUUUUGGUGUAGAUUCUGGACUGCUACUGAUAUCCUCUGUGUGACUGCCAGCAUCGAGACACUGUGUGUCAUAGCCCUAGACCGAUACUUGGCCAUUACUUCACCCUUUCGUUACCAGUCAAUGUUGACAAAGUGCAGAGCUCGAGUUUUGAUUGUCCUUGUGUGGGCGAUUGCUGCGUUGAUAUCCUACUUUCCUAUCCACACGGGGUUUGCAUAUGUAGAAAAUAAUGACACAGAGAAGGACAGCACAGACUUUUGUGAGUUUAAUGUCUCUCUUGUGUAUGCCAUCACCUCCUCUAUCAUCUCGUUCUACAUUCCUUUGGUCAUCAUGAUUUUUGUGUACAGCCGUGUUUUCCAGGAAGCCAGGCGACAACUGAAAAAGAUUGACCAAAGUGUUGGACGCUUUCAUAACACCAACAGCAGUGACUUGAAGUCUCUAGAGUCUAACAACGGAUGGGGACUGAAAAAGGCAAAGUUUUGCCUUCGAGAACAUAAAGCCUUAAAGACUCUGGGUAUAAUCAUGGGGGUGUUCACCCUUUGUUGGCUGCCAUUCUUUUUGCUCAACGUGGUGGUGACCGUAACAAACUAUGAUGACCACAAAAUCCCCUUUAAAGUACUCAACUGGAUAGGUUACUCAAACUCUGCCUUCAAUCCAAUGAUUUACUGCAGGAGUCCUGAGUUCAGGUACGCAUUCAAGGAUAUCCUCUGCCUGAAGAGGAACCACCUCAGCAACACGGGACCAGUCAAUGGAUACGUCCAGAACCGCAACAGCUGGCAAGGUGAACGACAGGGACGCAGCAAAGGCAGCUCAGACGAUAGCGAUGCCAAUGAAAGGUGUCUGGGGAAGCUGUCAGAGGUCUGUGGAGGAGAGGACAAAACCACGGACUCCAAUGGAAACUGCAGCGAAAGCCUGUUGGCUACGACGACAAGCCUGUAGACUUGGAACUGUGAGACUUCACCCCAAAUGAUUGUCACUGCCUUCAUGAACUAUUUUCCUCAAUGGUCUGUUGAAGGUAAGGCCGGCCAAGCUGGCCGGCUCACUGCAAUGAUCCCUUUGAGCUGAGGAACAUAUUUAUUUCCCCAUCAUUUCCACAUUUAAUACUGUAAGAGGAUUUCAUUUGUAUUUUUUUUACACACAAGAUUUCUUUAAGCUACCUCAGACCUGCUUUACAAUAUUUUUGUGUUAACUGUCUUUGACAUUGCGCCCGCUUUUGUUAAAUUAUGGCGGUAUCUCAGAUGUUUUUACUUUUCAUUAUUAUUUUUUAUUUUUAACCAUGUGACAUGCUUUGUGAAACUCAUAAUUACAGCUCGUCGUCUUUGCAUUUUCUGCUUUAAGCUCCAAGGGAAAGAUGACUUUCUUUCAAAAUCAAGUCAGUUUCAUUUGAACACGCCUGCAUGCCUGCAGGAAAAAAAAAGGAACAUAUUCCCGUCGAUGGUUUGCAGGCUGAUGGGUUGCACUGCAUUGGCGUUGCAAGUACAUUCCGAUGUGCUGAGAUGGCAAUCUGCCACAUUUCUGUCUUUAUUAGCAUCUGAUUGUGCUAGCGUUAGAGAUCAGCACCACAGGAAACCGUAGACACACGUCUCCUGCUCUUGCAUUUGACGUGCUGUUGCAUUAGAGUCUGCUGUUGACAGAACGCUUCAGAGAUAUGCUCUAACGCUCGGAGAUUUAGAUCUUCCUGUUUAGGAGAACAACGCCUGUAGUUACGCUCUGCGAAUGCUGUGAUAAAACUUGAAAGCGAGCGUUUUGGAAUCCUAAAGAUAUCUGAUAUCUUUCAGGCGGAGAGUAGUUUGUAUUUUCGCAAUACUUUGGGCUGCCCUCAAAUGCAUAUAGGUUUUUAAAAUUCAGCAAUUUAAAUAUAUAUGUAUAGAUAUUUUAUUUAUUUUUUAUAACUGAUUUCAAAGUUUUCUUGUGGACAGUCGAAAAUGAAAUUGUUCAUUCUCUCUGCUGGCUUCAAUGUACAGCACACCUUGGCAUAAAAGUCGUAAAAACUAAAAGCACUUUCUAUCCUCUCUGUGAAACAGAAGCUGUGUUCCUUUGUUGAAAUAAGCCCUUGCCAUUUUUCUUACAAAUUAGUGGUUGCUGUGUUUCAGUACAUGCAGUGUUUAUUGCGACCACAGAGGCCAUUUCCUCAUCGUGCAAGGGUACAAACCACACAUGAUAAUGAUAAUAAACAGGGCGACAACAGUUCCAGGGCCGAGACACAGUGUUAGUCACUGUAUUCAAAUAAACAUAGGACUGAAAAAGCAGCUCCUGCUCCAGAAUAGCGCAUCUUUGCCUCAGCCUUGUGACAUUUCCCAGAUUGGUCUCAGUGUGUAAGGCUGUGUGUUUACGUCUGAAAUCAAUGGGACAGUUGGAACAGGCAUUCGGGGGCCAACAGAGCCGCGGCUCGGCUGCUCCAGUUGUGUUGGUCAGUUUGUGUCAGUCUUCUCUCAACGGCUCUAGAUGUGCGGUCCCCAGGAAAUGCCUCAAUCCAGCUGAGCCUGGCACCAGCAGACAUGAAUAAACACAUUAGCUUUGUUGCUUAGUUUGACAAUUAGAUGAUUCUGUACCCUCCACCCACCCAGAUGAAUAGAAAACUUGGAGAUUCUACUCUGCAGGUUAGGAUUAUACCCAAAAUGCCAUCCUCAAAUAAUAUAUGUCUUAAGACUGCUUUCGUAUGUGUUUUCUCUUGACUUAUGUUAGGUUUAAUGGACAUUAAGCACUUAGAAAAAAAGGAUCUUCAUUUAGGAAGUUAUCUUCUUUCUUUCAGAUUAGAUCGCUUCACAGAUCAUUAGGCUAGGUGGAGAUAGCAGAGGUCUAUCUGAAAUCUUUUCCCAGGUCAGUUAGGCUAAAGUUAGCUUCUGAAGAUGGGGAAGAGGAGCCGGGAUUCUCAGCCAGUCUAAAUCAGUGCAAGAGGCCGAUUUUUUUAGAGCAUGUCGUCCAGCCUCCGUGUGGAGUUGGAUCAGCUGACACUGCCACACACAUUGAACUUUGUUCCUUCAGAGGAAAUCUUUAUGUACUGUAUCACAAGGUUCUUAUCGCCGAUCCCUGGUCGAAGACAUAACCACGCAGUCGUUGCACGUCAGCGUGGAAAACAAGCUUUCCAGCACGUGGAUCCUUUUCUUGGUCUCCUGUUAUUUAUUUUUUUUUUUCGGUGCAGACUUACAGCUAAAUAAAUGCAGGGGUUGAAUGUCAGAACACAGGUUCUUUGAGGAAAACUUUUCCAACAUUUCACUGUAAGACAUGCUGAAAUCACAAAUCUGCUCAAAGUAUUAGACCAAGUCUUAAAGAUGAUUCUUUUUGUUGUUGUUGCUUUUUUAAGUCUUGAUAGUUUGAUCGUGGGCUGGCGCUAAGCUAUUAGAGAGUCCUGCUUUCUUAUCGUCUUAGACAUGCAAUCUUUGGAAGCACCGUGCAAGUGAUUGUUUGCAUGUCUGUUAUAUAUUCGUGGUGUCAUAUUUGUGGAUUCCUGUUUCAGCCCGAGCUCUGUGGGCUUUCAGCUAAAAUUCCACACUGCUCCCUCCUGGCAGUGGCCUGUCUUUGCACCUCUGCCGUUCCUCCUUUAUAAAUGGUUACUGUUUUGUCGAUACUCCCUUAUAAUAAGGAAUGUAAUUCAUGCCUUCACAUCCUCGGUGCUUGAGGAUGCAACAUUGUUAUGUGCAAUGAGUCUUGAAUAAUGAGCGGACACUACAACAUUCCAAGCACAGCUGCUGUUUUAUAUCAUGCUAACGAUGCACAUUCACUCCCCCCCCUUCAGUGACCUGUCUCCGAUUACCCACCGAUGCACCUGCACCGGCUCGGCUGAGACAAAAAGAUUCUGUUUUGAAAGGAUUACGGGUUACAAGUCAGACCAGUCUUACAGUUUGUAUUACCAUUUGGCCUUGGGAGUUAAUAUCCCGCAUAUUUCAAUGUAAUAGACUACAGUGUGUAUGAUAGAGCGACAUCUUAAAGUGGUCCAAGUGUAGGUGGGGUAACUCAAAUGUUGUCCUCCAGGAAUCACGUUUAUUCUCUGUGAAUAAGACCCUUUGUUCAACAAUUAUGAUUCAAGAAAAGUCAUUUCCCAAUCCAAAGCAGCACUGAAUAGCACUUUCAGUUUUGUUAAAACAUAUUUUAAAAGUGUUCCCAUUGGCAUGUACUAUAAUGUUUCUACUUUGAAAUAAAAUUUUUAAAAAAGUCA
This is a messenger RNA of Poeciliopsis prolifica (blackstripe livebearer), 4655 nucleotides long. It is a transcript of the gene adrb2a, whose product is annotated as adrenoceptor beta 2, surface a. The coding region runs from base 203 to 1438 and encodes 411 amino acids. Gene Ontology annotation, molecular function: norepinephrine binding; beta2-adrenergic receptor activity. NCBI's taxonomy places the organism in Eukaryota, Metazoa, Chordata, Actinopteri, Cyprinodontiformes, Poeciliidae. Gene Ontology annotation, cellular component: membrane. The transcript has 2 exons. Gene Ontology annotation, biological process: adenylate cyclase-activating adrenergic receptor signaling pathway; negative regulation of smooth muscle contraction; norepinephrine-epinephrine-mediated vasodilation involved in regulation of systemic arterial blood pressure. The record is from RefSeq and is a predicted model, not a curated record.